This is a messenger RNA of Owenia fusiformis, 3131 nucleotides long. Lineage: Eukaryota; Metazoa; Annelida; Polychaeta; Sabellida; Oweniidae. The record is from the annotation of a GenBank genome assembly.
AUGGAAGUGUUUAGCCAUGUGCACACGCUGUUGUCUUUUUUACUUGCAGUUCUUUUUCUUGUGGACUCAGUCAGUUCAGUUGGACUUGGCGAGACAUGCAUAGAUGACGCCGCUUGCACAGGCACAGUACAAGGCUCACUGUGUGAUAUAAACUCGGUGUGUGUUUGUGAUAGGGUCGGCCAUUUUAUUGACGAUUCAAAUGGUGGAUGCGUUUGUGAUGCAGCAAAUCAAUUUGUCUCCGAUGGAGGCGACCUUUGCGUUUGUGAUGCAGCGAAAAAUUUCGCAGAUGAUGGAAAUGGUGGAUGUGCAUGUGAUGCUGCUGGAAAUUACGUAGAUGAUGGCAAUGGAGUAUGUGUGUGUGAUGAGGCUAAUGGCUUUGGGUUACGAGACGACGCUUGUAAAUUAAAAGUUGAUAUUGACGGGGACUGCUCUGAUCCCACCACUACGUUCUGUUCUGAUCCCAAUUCCAACUGUGAUGGCACAUCUUCAAAAUGUGCCUGCAAUGCCGAUUAUGAAAACAAAGAGGGCGUAUGUAAGAGGAGUGUUGCCAUCGGAGGAGAUUGUUCAGAUACUACAACGUUUUGUGUUGAUGCGAACAGCAACUGUGACAACCAGAACACCUGUGAAUGUAACACACAAUACGAACCUAAAGACGAUGUUUGCAAGUUGAGAGUGGUAGCUGGAGGGAAUUGUUCAGAUGCGGCCACCACAUUCUGCGUUGAUGCCAAUAGUAACUGUGACGGUACAGCAUGUGUAUGCAAUGCUGAUUGGGUGAACAGAAAUAGCAUAUGCAAGGAAGAUAAGGCAGUUGGAACUGAAUGUAACACAGUUACAUCAUAUUGUGUCGAUGGUAACUCAUCGUGUUCAGAUGAUGGAACGGGCACAUCAAAAUGUCUAUGUAACGAUGGAUGGGAUCAAAGAGCAGACGGCCAAGGAGGAUUUCUUUGUCAGGUACCAAAGCAGCAUGGUGAAGCAUGUGACACUGGCAAUGCACCCUUUGACUACUGUGUCAAUGACAAUGCUUUAUGUGACUCAGUAAAUGCUAAAUGUGUAUGUGACAGUGCAAAUUCAUGGGAAUGGAGGCCUGCUGCCAAAAAGUGUCAACAACCUAAACUUGUUGGUGAGGCGUGUGAUAAGAAUACUUCUUACUGUACUGACUCUUUCGCAAAGUGUGGGGAUAUAACUAGCUCUGGUUCUGAUUCCUGCGAGUGUGAUGAGGUAAACCUUUGGUUUUCAAAGGACGAGGCUGGUGUCAUUGUGUGUAAGAGGAGAACAUUUGUUGGGAAGAUAUGUGAUGAAAAGUUGAGUUUUUGUGAUGACACAAAUUCAUUAUGUAAAGAUGACGGCUGGGGUAGUAGUGUCAAUCGAUGUAUUUGCAAAGAGGAGUACCUAGCUGUAAAAGCUGAUAAUGGCACAUAUCAAUGCGCUCUGAAAAUUACUGGAGAUAGUUGCCGUCAAUGCGAAGACAACCUAGGUCAGUGUUACGAUACAGAUGGUGAUGAGCAGCGAGAUGGGUGUGUUUGUCCUUCGUCAAGGUCCGGAGAUGACUGCACGAUAUCUCACGUCAGUGUAAAGUGUACGAGGGACAGCAUGAGUGUAUGUUACAAGCCCCAUGAAGGAAUUGAUUUCUCCGGAGGAGCCUCGGUAGGAGCAACGAUGUAUCCUUAUGGCUACAAGACAAUAGAAUGCUUGGCUAUACCAGCAUCUGGAGGUGACGAAUGCGAAGAUGGGAAUCAACUUUUAAAGAUUUCUAUCAAAGAUGUAGACCUGGCUAGAUGUGGAAUAAAAGUUCUUAAUGAACCUGGACUGAAGAAAUAUGAGACUCUUAUUGUGGUCCAAAGAAAUCCAAACUCAAUAGAUUCGAAUGAUAUAUCCUUCCGCACUUACUGCACGUUCGAUGACGUAAAGCAGUUGUCUUUUGAAGGAAUAGGAGUCCUUGGAGUGCCUGGUAAUUCCAACGGCGAUCAUCUUGAAGCAGAUAUCCGCUUGUCGGUUGUUAAUGCCCUCGGUCAAGAAAUUCCAACGGGAGUAGCUCUUCGACUUGGCGAUAGCAUUGAGCUAGUAAUGUCUUUAGCUGAUGAUGGUACCUAUGGAUCUAUGAAGGUAGAGCGAUGUACAAUCUCAAGUGAAUCAGAAAUGCCCAGUACAUCGGCUGUAACUAUUCCAGUCAUCACAGAUGGGUGUCCAACUGAUAAUCAAGAUCAUAUCACCAAUGAAAAUACAUUCAAAAGAAUAGAGGGAUCCACUCAUUACUUGAAAACAGGUCCCAUCGAAGUGUUUAAACCAAGCAGAGGGACGUCUAGUUAUGUUCAUUGCACCGUAAAACUGUGUCUCACUAAGAAUGAAGAACAAUGUAAAAUGACGACCUGUCCAGCAAAGUCAGGCGGCAAUCGGAGAAAACGUGCAGUUGAUAGUGCUAGCGCAACUGUUAAAGUUGGUUGGAAGGUAUUCGGAGAGGGAAUCGCAGAUGGAAACACAGAUAAUACCGUAGAUACCCCUGUGAAUACUGGAACAACCCCAGUCGUUGUGGGUGCCAUAUGUGGCGUCUUGCUCGUAUGCUUAGCUGCCAUACUGGUCCUUGGUGCUAUUGCAAAUAGGAGGCGUAAACGCAAAGCAGUGGACGCCAUGGAAUUGAAGACUACCGCGAGUUCGGGGGCAAUUCCGGAAAAACCCGAGCCACAAGUUGUAGCAUAUGACAACCAUGCUAUGACUCCAAUUGUCAAAAUUCACCGACAUCGAAUUAACGACACACGGAUCAAUCCUGAGAGUUUGGCAUACAAGGAUUUUUAAUUGAUGAUACAUUGACACGAUAAUGUCACGAUAAUGUCACUGUGUGUAUACCGUGUUCAGAUGGAAACUUGAGUUAUGGUUAGUGCAUAUGAACAUAUGCAUGGGUUAAUAAUGCAAUCAGAACAUCAACGAAACUUUUAUAUGAAACCAGUUGGAAACUAUGUACCUGACUUGUGUCUGUAACUCAAUUUUACUUUCAAUGUUUCAAUCUUUUGUAAUUGUAUUUUAUACUCAUAUCUGGUUCUUUUGUCAUUGUUUUGUAUUUAGCGUAAUGGUAAGACUUACAAAAUACUACGAAAAUGCAUUAUUUAAAUAUGUUUGUAAAAUCUGCUCUAUUCCUG